Thermothelomyces thermophilus ATCC 42464 is the source of this 2144-nucleotide messenger RNA. RefSeq lists its product as uncharacterized. Gene Ontology annotation, biological process: transcription by RNA polymerase III. The transcript has 2 exons. NCBI's taxonomy places the organism in Eukaryota, Fungi, Ascomycota, Sordariomycetes, Sordariales, Chaetomiaceae. The coding region runs from base 45 to 1844 and encodes 599 amino acids. Gene Ontology annotation, cellular component: RNA polymerase III complex. The record is from RefSeq and is a predicted model, not a curated record. Gene Ontology annotation, molecular function: DNA binding.
GGAAUUUCGAACCUGCCCACAGCACCUUCGCCGGUUGAUCAGAGAUGCCCCCAAAAACGACAACACGCGGUCGGGGCAGGGGUCGGGGAGGCACAGGCCGUGGUGGCGCUGCCGCAACAACCGCCGCCGUCGACGAUGCGGCUUCCCGAGAUGCCGCGCCAGCGUCGGAAGCAGCCGCCGAGUCGAGCCCCGCGAUGACGACGGCAACGAUGAGGACGACCACGACGACCACAACCACGACCAUGACCACGACAACCUCGGGAGACACAGCUGGUCCGCCAGGGCCGGCGCCCGUUCCGAUCAUGACAGUAGAGUCGACUCCCGAGGCCGCGACGGCCCCGUCAACUUCCAGAGUAUCGAGCGCCACUCCCGCUCCGUCCUCGACCCGCGGGUCCACCUCCAAGUUCAAGCCGAAGGCCGUCCGCCGCAGCGAAGCCGAGCGCGCCCGCCUCGCCGAGGAGCAGCUCAGGAUACAGGAGCAGAGAAACGCUGAGGAGGCGAGGAGGUUAGCGCGCCUCAACCGUGGCCGCGGUCGCGGUCGCGGUCGUGGCCGUGGAGGACUCCUUCGUGGAAACCUUAGGAGCUCGGCUGCUGCGGGCCCGCUAUCGGCGGGCAUGACCUUUGGUGGGGGAGGUGCCUCUGGGUACCAAGGUACAGGUGGCUAUGCCUUUGCCUCCGGUUCCAGUUCUGGCUCCGGCUUUGUGAAGAGCGAGGGGGAGACCAAAGGGGUCAAAGGAGCGUACGGCCAAUCGGGCAUCAUCGACAACAGCAGGAUCAAUGCCGACAUGCUCUACAACUACGUCGAAGUCUCGGACGAGGAGGACCGCUCCUCCAUCACGUCGACCAAGAAGAAGAAGGCGAUCAUGCCCAUGGGGAUCCGUCGCGUGGAGCACAAGGAGGAGGCAGUCACCUUGACGACGGCUGCCGAAAUCGAGGCUCAAGAGAAAGCCGGUGCCUCCGACGAGUCAGACGAAGAAGGCUUGUUUGUCGGCGGGCCUGCCCAGAUGGAAGAUUUCGAAGAGACAGUCAAGGAGGAGGGAGCUGCGGAGGCGGCGCAGACGCGCGAGAUCAAACGAGAAGAGGGCGACGGCGGCGCGAUGGACUUGGACCAGAUCCCCGAGCGCAUCAAAGCGCCCGAGUCACCCGAGAUGAAGAAGAAAGGGGUCGCAACGGAGCAAAAACCGAAGAAAAAGUCGGCCAAACCGAAAGACCCCGAGGCCGAAGUCAUGGCAGAAGACCUCCAGCGCAUGGUGGAGCUCUUUACCCUCCAAGGGGACGACACUACCGCCGAGGACGGCAUCACAAACAACGCCGCUCUUGAGGGACACAUGUUCCUCUUCCAGUUCCCGCCCGUCCUUCCGCCGCUGCGGGCGGUUCCCCACGAUGGCACGUCUUCGAACCCGAUUGCGAUCAAGCCGGAGCCGGACGAUGAUGUCGUCAUGCUGAACCAGCCGCCCGUCAACAUCGAUCUCACCCGGGACGAAGGCAAGAUCAAGAAGGAAGGGGAUGGAGAGGAAGAGGACGGUGGGCAAGACAAAGAAAAUGGCGACGACAUAAUAAAGGAAGGGGGUUUCCUCGGCAACCUGACCGUGCGCAAGUCCGGCAAGGUCGAGCUCAGUUGGGGCGGACAGAAGCUGGAGCUCAUGCCGGGCACCCAGACGAACUUCCUGGCGACCGCCGUACUGAUCGAGCAGGCGGAUGUGAAGCCGGGCGACUCGAGUCAGACGGCGGGCGUUGCCUAUGGCAUGGGCAAGAUUCAGGGCUCGUUUGCCCUCGCGCCGGUCUGGGGGGAUGAGGAGGAGUGGGUGGUAGAUCCGAAGGAUUUGGAGAUCCCCGAACAUUGAAAAAGCAGUAAGCGCGCGGAAGGAAAUAUGGUGAAGAGCACCUCCAUGUCAUCAUCGUUGGACAUUUUCAGCCAGCUGUUGGCUGCCUUGCACGACCAUAACAACAGCCAUCCCAGGAUUUCACUACACAUCUUGGACGGGUGUAUGGAUUAGAUACCCAAAGCAAAAAAAGGAAAAAAGGAAAAAAGGCAACGGCGGAUUGGUCGCGCCGGCUGGAAUGGGCCAGCCCCCCCUUUUUUUCCUUCAUUUUUUUCCUCUAUCCAGCCUCUGGCCUAUUCGUUGAUUUGGACAAGUGAGUUG